This is a messenger RNA of Protobothrops mucrosquamatus (brown spotted pit viper), 4588 nucleotides long. RefSeq names its product ankyrin repeat domain 52 (gene ANKRD52). The transcript has 27 exons. Gene Ontology annotation, cellular component: nucleus. Lineage: Eukaryota; Metazoa; Chordata; Lepidosauria; Squamata; Viperidae. Gene Ontology annotation, biological process: positive regulation of transcription by RNA polymerase II. The coding region runs from base 430 to 3189 and encodes 919 amino acids. Gene Ontology annotation, molecular function: transcription cis-regulatory region binding; protein binding. The record is from RefSeq and is a predicted model, not a curated record.
CUGGUCCAAGCCAUUUUUAACCGUGAUAUAGAGGAGGUACGGUCAUUACUGAGUCAGAAGGAGAAUAUCAACGUGUUGGACCAAGAGAGACGAACCCCUUUGCAUGCAGCUGCAUACUUAGGGGACACCUCUAUUGUUGAACUCCUAAUACUAUCAGGUGCUAACGUCAAUGCAAAGGACACUCUUUGGCUAACCCCGUUACACCGUGCUGCAGCUUCUCGUAAUGAGAAAGCACUUAACCUCCUCCUAAAGCACUCGGCAGACAUCAAUGCUCGUGACAAGUAUUGGCAAACACCACUGCAUGUUGCUGCCGCCAACAGAGCUACCAAGUGUGUUGAGACCAUCAUCCCACUGCUUAGUAAUGUUAAUGUGGCAGACCGCACUGGCCGCACAGCACUGCACCAUGCUGUACACAGUGGGUACCUUGAGAUGGUAAACUUGCUCUUAAAUAGAGGGGCCAAUCUGAGCACAUGUGACAAGAAGGAGAGACAACCAAUACAUUGGGCAGCCUUUCUAGGGCAUUUGGAAGUCUUGAAGCUACUGGUAGCCCGUGGAGCUGACAUCACAUGCAAAGACAAAAAGGGUUACACACUGUUGCAUACAGCAGCCGCCAGCGGCCAGAUUGAAGUUGUGAAGCACCUGCUGAGACUUGGAGUUGAGAUCGAUGAACCAAAUUCCUUUGGCAACACUGCACUUCACAUUGCCUGUUACAUGGGCCAGGAUGCCGUGGCGAAUGAACUGGUCAACUAUGGCGCCAAUGUCAAUCAGCCCAAUGAAAAGGGCUUUACCCCCCUGCACUUUGCUGCCGUCUCCACCAACGGAGCCCUGUGCCUGGAACUUCUUGUCAAUAAUGGAGCCGAUGUGAACUUUCAGAGUAAAGAAGGGAAGAGUCCUUUGCACAUGGCCGCCAUUCAUGGACGGUUUACACGCUCUCAGAUUCUCAUACAAAAUGGCAGUGAGAUUGACUGUGCGGACAAAUAUGGCAAUACCCCCCUCCACGUUGCUGCUAGAUAUGGCCACGAGCUGCUAAUUAGUACUUUGAUGACGAAUGGUGCUGACACUGCAAGGCGUGGGAUCCAUGACAUGUUCCCUCUGCACUUAGCUGUUCUCUUCGGAUUCUCAGACUGUUGUCGUAAGCUACUUUCCUCAGGUCAGUUGUACAGCAUUGUCUCCUCACUCAGCAAUGAGCAUGUGCUGUCUGCAGGCUUUGAUAUCAAUACGCCAGAUAACCUCGGGAGGACCUGCCUCCAUGCUGCUGCUUCCGGAGGGAAUGUUGAAUGUCUUAACUUGCUGUUGAGCAGCGGAGCUGACUUGAGGAGGAGAGAUAAGUUUGGAAGGACUCCUUUGCACUAUGCAGCCGCGAAUGGCAGCUAUCAGUGUACGGUGACACUAGUCACUGCCGGAGCCAGUAUUAAUGAAGCUGACUGUAAAGGCUGCACCCCCUUGCAUUAUGCUGCUGCUUCAGACACUUACAGGAGAGCUGAGACUCAUUCAGGAAACAGCCAUGACACUGAUGAAGAGCCACUGAAAGAGUCACGACUGAAGGAGGCCAUCUUUUGUUUAGAGUUCUUACUGGAUAAUGGUGCUGACCCCUCUCUCCGAGACAAACAGGGAUACACUGCUGUCCAUUACGCAGCUGCCUAUGGCAACCGACAGAACCUUGAGUUGCUCCUGGAAAUGUCGUUUAACUGCCUGGACGAUGUGGAAAGCACCAUUCCAGUCAGCCCUUUGCACUUAGCUGCCUAUAAUGGUCACUGUGAAGCCCUGAAGACGCUUGCCGAAACCCUGGUGAACCUGGAUGUGCGGGACCACAAAGGGCGGACAGCUUUGUAUCUUGCCACGGAGAGGGGCUCUACGGAAUGCGUGGAGGUGCUCACCAGCCAUGGUGCUUCUGCUCUUGUGAAGGAGAAAAAGAAGAAGUGGACACCCCUCCAUGCUGCUGCUGCCUAUGGGAACACAGAUUCCCUCCAUCUUCUCAUUGACAGUGGAGAGAGAGUCGACAUCACUGAUGUCAUGGACAUCCAUGGACAGACCCCAUUGAUGUUGGCAAUCAUGAAUGGCCACGUAGAUUGUGUCCAUCUCUUACUAGAGAAGGGAUCCACAGUGGAUGCAGCAGACAGAAGAGGCAGGACUGCACUGCACCGGGGGGCUGUUACUGGCUGUGAAGACUGCCUUGCAGCACUGCUGGACCAUGAUGCCUUUGUAUUGUGUCGGGAUUUCAAGGGCCGGACCCCGAUCCAUUUUGCCUCGGUGUGUGGGCAUUCUGAAAUCCUGAGGACCUUGCUGCAGGCAGCGCUCUCUACUGACCCUCUGGACUCUGUAGUGGACUAUAGUGGCUAUUCACCAAUGCACUGGGCUUCAUACAGUGGGCAUGAAGAUUGUCUUGAAUUGUUACUUGAACACAAUCCAUUUGCAUACCUAGAAGGAAACCCUUUUACUCCAUUGCACUGUGCAGUAAUUAACAACCAGGAUGGCACUGCUGAGAUGCUUGUUGAAGCAUUGGGUGCCAAGAUUGUUAAUAGCAGAGAUGCCAAAGGAAGGACCCCCCUUCACGCUGCUGCCUUUGCAGACAACAUCCAUGGUUUACAAUUGCUUUUGCAACACCAGGCUGAGGUAGAUGGAACUGACCAACUGGGGAGGACCCCUCUUAUGAUGGCUGCUGAAAAUGGCCAGACAGCAGCAGUUGAGUUCCUGCUGUACAGAGCAAAAGCAGAUCUAACUGUGCUGGAUGUCAACAAGAACACAGCUCUUCACCUGGCCUGCAGUAAGGGUCAUGAAAAGUGUGCCUUGUUGAUUCUGGGGGAAACCCAAGACCUUGGCCUUAUCAAUGCAACAAACAGUGCUCUACAGAUGCCACUCCAUAUUGCAGCUCGAAACGGAUUGGCCUCUGUUGUCCAGGCUCUGCUGAGCAGAGGUGCCACUGUGCUUGCUGUGGAUGAAGAAGGCCAUACCCCAGCCUUGGCUUGUGCCCCCAACAAAGACGUUGCUGAUUGCCUGGCACUUAUCCUUUCCACCAUGAAGCCUUUUCCACCUAAAGACGCCAUCAGCCCUUUCAGCUUCAACCUCCUCAAGAACUGCGGGAUUGCUGCCAAGACAGCCGCCUGCAGCGCCCUGCCCAACGGGAACAGCUGCCCCUACACCAAGGAUAGGCACAAUGCCAUCGGCUUAGAUGGCUGUUAUUCGGAAUAGCUUAAAAACGAUGAUGGGUGAUCUAGUAUCUCUUCUAUUUAUUUAGGAAUUCUAUCAAUAUAGGACACUUUAAAGGAGAACAAGACUGGGAAUGGGCCUUCCAAAAGGUCCUAGGAACCAAAAAGAAAAAAAAAAGGAAAGGAAAGGAAAGGAAAAAACCUAGAGAAAGUGAUCUCGGUUUCUGCAUCCUACCUAGAUACUUGCUUUGACCACUAGCAUUUCUUUUGCUAUCAAAAUUAACAAAAAAAAAAAAAAGAAGUGUGGGUUUCCAAACAGAUCCAUCCUUUUAAAAUGUUUCGUUUAAAUUUACUCUUAAGAAGCUUUAAAAAUCUGCUCGUAUUCUUCUUUUCCCCUGCUGUUUGCCAAAGGGUAUAGGCCGGUUCUUCCGAGUUCAAUGUUUCUAAGCAACCCACCUUUUCCAGUCCCAAUUUCUCAAGGCUUUGAUGCUUUUGAGUGAAGAGCCAAUUCAAUUUAUUUCAUGCAGGAGGUUGUGGCAGCAGCCGAAGGACUGAAUUUGAUCAUCUGGAUCAUCUUAUUAACGGUCUCCCACACUUCCCCUCUAUCAGGCCGCCUUAUCAUUUGGGAUCAUUUUCUCUGUGUCCUCAGGAAAAAAAAAAUCUUUCCGAGGGACCCAGCAGGCUAGGCAGGGAGCAGAAGCCUGAAUUGCUGCUGCUUUUUGUUUUGCAUUGAAAUGAGGAGAGGGAGGUUGAUCAGUGAGGGUCCGCCAAGAAGGGCAGCAGCUGCUGGCAAAGUGCCACUAUCAUUGCUUCUUCCUGUAUGGUAGCUUUUGUUUGUUUGUUUGUUGUGCUCGCCCUUUUUGAUUCCAGUCAGAAAAACACUUGAACUGAGAACUACUGUACCCGGAUAUUCUGAUACUUUAGGCAGCUCAUAGUCCCUUGCGUGCGCCAUAGAUGCUGUUGCCCAACCAACGCGGUCCUCUUUAAAAAACCUGUGUAUGCGCUGCCAGAAUUAUCCCAACCAUAUCAGGCACUUUAGGAGGCUGAUUUUUUUUGGGGGGGGGGUGGAGAGGGAAGGUUAUCCGGUUUGCAAAAUAUUGGAUCCCCAAAGAGAGUUUCUUUUGUGGUUCCCCACCCCACCCUCUCCCACCUCUGUUUUUGUGCAGUGUUUCCCAUUAGACAAGUCAGUGUUGCCUAAAAAGUUAUUUAUAAAGAAGCAAGCAUUUAUCUUUUGAAAAAUAGCCAAAAGGAAAAAAAAAAAGAAAAAGAAAAAAGCUUUCUGCAAGGAGAACAAUGCACUUCAGAAUCUUACAAUCCCACAUUUGUAUUUAUAAUUUUUCCAACUAGAAUAACAUCCAGCAGAUUUCAUUAGGGGGUGGUGUGUGUGUAUCUGUCCGUCCGUCCAUCCAUGGGUGGGGCUAAGUAUGAGUUCGUAUUUUUUA